AUGCCUCCUUCUGAGCCGUUCAGAAGGAGUGCCGAUUCAGACGUGGUGGCACGGUGGAGCAUCCCGAUGAGUAACACCGUCUACAAGAUCGAGUUCGAGCAUGGCACCACCACGGGCAAGAGGAUUGUCAGAGUGAACGGAAGGGUACGGUACUCGAUUCAGACUGAUUCCAAGUUCAGGAGGUUGUCAAGCACGACUGGCUGUUCAAGCUGGUCGGUCGGGAAGUGUUCGAGAUCAAUGGCAUCCACUGUGUCAUCAACAUCGAGGCCAUCGGCAUCUUUGCGUACGAAUACAGUAUCACCGUGAACGGUAAGACGUAUGAGAAGUUCAAGGAAGAACAGGACAAGAACUUGAUCAUGUGGACCCUGAAGAUCAACGAAACUGACUACAGGGUGGUACUGGGUGAGUUGGCUGCUUUUUAAGAAAAAUAGUUUUUAGUUUGCGAUAUUAUUCAGUAAAAGUUAAUGAGUUAUAUUGACAUUACCGUUUAGAACGAGAUUCCAUGGACGUCUGGGUCAAUGGGGACAAAGUCACCACAGCUGUAAGUCUAUCUAGUUAGCCCUUAUGUACAUUUGAUAUCAUGAAAAAUGCUUCAGGGCUGUUUCACCGACGAAGGUGUAGAUACCCACUUCGAGAUAGGCGCUUCUAAUGUAGCUUGUAUAAAGAGCUUGAGCAGCGGAAAGCGAACCAAAGGUAUCGUCUUCAAACUGUUCGUCAACGGCGACCUUAUAGAAUCGUGCAACUAA
Messenger RNA from Bursaphelenchus okinawaensis, 746 nucleotides. The record is from the annotation of a GenBank genome assembly. Lineage: Eukaryota; Metazoa; Nematoda; Chromadorea; Rhabditida; Aphelenchoididae.